Molecule: messenger RNA, 5773 nt
Organism: Astyanax mexicanus (Mexican tetra)
Lineage: Eukaryota; Metazoa; Chordata; Actinopteri; Characiformes; Acestrorhamphidae
Gene: gna12a
Product: guanine nucleotide binding protein (G protein) alpha 12a
Exons: 4
Coding region: 270-1424 (384 amino acids)
Biological process (GO): adenylate cyclase-modulating G protein-coupled receptor signaling pathway; Rho protein signal transduction
Cellular component (GO): brush border membrane; heterotrimeric G-protein complex
Molecular function (GO): guanyl nucleotide binding; D5 dopamine receptor binding; G-protein beta/gamma-subunit complex binding
Source: RefSeq, a predicted model, not a curated record
CUCCUCCAACAAACUUUCAGAGCUGGAGAGAAGUGUGGAGAGCGCUCUCACGCCCCGCGAGCCCAACUUUUCCGAGUCAGCGCGAGGGUCUGCGGUGACACAUCGCUCUGGGGGUCUUUAAAGGAGAGGAGGGUGGGUUUUACCUGUCUGCAGGUGAGGUUUAAACACUUUUACAGACCCGGAUGAGCUGCUAGGGGGCUUUUUUUUUUCCUCUAAUGGGCUAGAGAAUGCCUCUCCGGCUCUGAGCUCCCCCCCGCGAUUCGGACGCGAUGGCCGGCGUGGUGCGCAGCCUCGGCCGCUGCCUGCUGCCCGCCGAGAGCCCCCCAGAGCGAAGCGGCGCCAAGGAGGGCGCGCGGGCACGCGAUGCCAACCAGGAGCGCGAGGCCAAGCGGCGCAGUCGCGAGAUCGAUGCCAUGCUGGCGCGCGAGAGGCGCUCGGUGCGGCGGCUGGUGAAGAUCCUGCUGCUGGGCGCGGGGGAGAGCGGCAAGUCCACCUUCCUCAAGCAGAUGAGGAUCAUCCACGGCCAGGAGUUCGACCAGAAAGCGCUGCUGGACUUCAGAGACACCAUCUUCCACAACAUCAUCAAGGGCAUGCGGGUGUUGGUGGAUGCCCGGGACAAGCUGGGGGUCUCCUGGCAGAACUCGGAGAACGAGAAGCACGGUAUGUUCGUGAUGUCCUUCGAAAACAAGCCGGGCAAAUCGGUGGAGGUGUGCACCUUCCAGCUGUACGUUCCCGCCCUGCAGGCGCUGUGGGGCGACUCGGGCAUUCAGGAGGCGUACGGACGCAGGAGCGAGUUCCAGCUGAGUGAAUCAGUGAAGUAUUUCCUGGACAACUUGGAUCGGAUUGGGCAACUGAAUUAUGUCCCGAGUCGUCAGGACAUCCUGCUUGCCAGAAAAGCCACCAAGGGCAUCGUGGAGCACGACUUCAUUAUCAAAAAGAUCCCUUUCAAGAUGGUGGACGUAGGCGGUCAGCGCUCGCAGAGGCAGAAGUGGUUCCAGUGCUUCGACGGCAUCACCUCCAUCCUCUUCAUGGUCUCGUCCAGCGAGUACGACCAGGUGCUGAUGGAGGACCGCCGCACCAACCGCCUGGUGGAGUCCAUGAACAUCUUCGAGACCAUCGUCAACAACAAGCUCUUCUCCAACGUCUCCAUCAUCCUCUUCCUCAACAAGAUGGACCUGCUGGUGGAGAAGGUGGCCAAGGUCAGCAUCAACAAGUACUUCUCUGACUUCCGCGGAGACCCGCACCGGCUGGAGGACGUGCAGGCCUACCUGGUGCAGUGCUUCAACCGCAAGCGCCGCAACCGCCACAAGCCCCUGUUCCACCACUUCACCACGGCCAUCGACACGGAGAACAUUCGCUUCGUCUUCCACGCCGUCAAGGACACCAUCCUGCAGGAGAACCUGAAAGACAUCAUGCUGCAGUGACUGAGAAACCACUUCACCAGCCUGGUCAUGAUGGAGACACGCCGUUGUGCCAUACGUUACAGGUUAUUGUGCCACUGUAGGAGGAGAUACACCUUCUGGACGUCAUUUAAAGCUGCUUUGAGCUGGCUAGACGAAUAUCGCCAUUUAUAAAGAGAAUAUCGUAUGCGGCGCUAAUACUGGUCGUAUAAUCAGUAUUGGUGUUUCAUGUAUGAUAGACUCAACCAUGUGGUCAAGAGAGUUGAGCCACUGGAAAGACUUUGUACCACUAUGUAAAGAAUAAGGGGGAGACCACAGACCAGAGAAACGAGACUGAAGUUACUUUGUAAAAUCUUCGUAAAAACGAAAGAGCAUGUGAAUAUGGACAUGAAUGAAUUUGAAUAACACUGAGAUUAAUUUGAUUGUGUGUAUGAGUGUGUGUGUGUGUGUGUGUGUGUAAAUGUGUGUAUGAGUGUGUGUAGAAAAACAGAACAGAAGCCAGCAUCUACAACUACACUAUAUGUACAAAAGUAUUGGAACACCAGCUUAUUAAUUGUUUCUGCAGAAAUCAAGGGUUUUGUUGGAGUAGCUAUCUCUGCUGGGAAGGCUCUCCAAGGAAAGGCUUUCUACCAAAUUUCGAAGCAUCACUGUGAGGAUUUGGUUGCAUUCAUUGAUAAGACCUCCACAAGUCAUCCCAAAAAGAUUGGGUAGAGCACAAUCGUUCCAUUGAACAUAGUUGCUGAGAGCUUUAAACAUCUCUAGCUCCAGAAAAAGUUCUAUUCUUUUGGUAAUACUUCUCUACCAGUCUCAGUGUGCACAUCUCUCUACACUCUCUACACUGUGAUUUUUAAGUCAGCUGAACAAAAAAAUAUUGAAUUGUACAAACUAGUCGCCUCAACUAAGAUUAUUAAAUUUCUUGAUAAAAAAUGGGCCGAACUAAAUCAUUUGUGUUUGCAAAAUUUACAAAUUAUAGUUAAAGAUUAAAUUAAAGAUUGACCUUUUAGUUGAACGGGGUCUAUGGAGCAAUUCAGCAGGGGUUUUCACCUGAUGUUGGUCAUGCUAUUUGCAUAUUGGGCGUGUCCUCCCACCUCUCACUCACUCACCGUCAGUGUGUAGUCAUUCCCCACAGACUGCCUUCUCAUGGAAUCUUAUAUGAUUGACCAUAAGGCAGGUAUGUAAUAGACUAAAUAAAUUCCAAGUCCCAAGUUGCUUUGUUAAAUUAACCAAAAUAGUGUUGCACCCACUGGAUGAUUAAAUUAAUGUACACCUUUUCAUUGGCAAAAAAACUAAGUUUUUUUAGUUGAUCCUAAAGGAUAGUCAGCAAAACGUAUACAAUGCACAUUUAGUAAAACUUAAAUCAGGCGAACUAAAAACCAAAAUUAAUUGUUUAAGUUGGUGAGAGUUAAUAUUUGAAGUUUUAAUAUAUAUAUAUAUAUAUAUAUAUAUAUAUAUAAAAUAAUUAUCUGGGCUUAAGAUUUCUAGUUGGCAAACCGCAUGUGACUUUCAUCAAAACUUCAAAAAAAAGUUUGAGUUGGCCUCAAAACUCUAAAAAUCUAGUGCAGUAAGUUGCCUUGCAAUUUUGAGUUUCUCAUUUUUUUAUUUUUACAGUGUAAGCAAUUGAUGCAACUUAAAGUAGUUAAAUGCAUUCAUUAAUUAAAAGGGCUGUCCACAAACAUUUGGACAUAUAGUGUAAUUCUCACAGCUUUGGCUUCUAUUUAGAGAGGGUGAAUUGGCGUUAGUCAUGAUGAAGCUGAAAUGAAUCACUGAUGUCCUGACUGCUCCCAAUCACAUCUCAUCUCUUUUUUUUCUGAUAUACUGUACAGAAGGCCUUAUUAAUUAAAAACAAUGAGGACCUUAGUGAAGCCAAGAGCAUCUGACAGGGUUCUACGUCAGUGUGUAAAAAUGGCUCAACCUGAAAAACAAACAAAAAAAAUGCCUUCCUUGGCCAAGUCUGAACAUCUCGUUCUGCUUCUGACUGCUUCAUUUGACUCUUUCUGACUUUCUUCAACACAGAACCAAGAGAAAAGCUUUGUACAGCUGCUCUGCUGCACUAACAUUUUAGUUUGACCCCCCAUCAGCAUUGUAAUUUUCUUUAAGAAUUCACUAUUAUAGCAGUUUUAUAAGGUUCUUUCAGGAGCACUAUCUCUGAUUUUUUUUAAGUAUGAAGUUACAUGAAAUGUGUAGAGUUAACUAAACAGGGUUUUGUACAUAGAUUCACAUGACUUCUUCUUUUUAAUGGACAUAUGAAAUACACUAUGUUUCAGUCUGUUUCAGCACUUCUUACUUUAAGGGUGUUUUCACAUCUGUAUUUGUGUAUUUGGUUUGCUCUGGUCUGAAUCAGUUAAUGAAUUUGUAAAAUUUGGAGCAUUUUCACUUUGGUCUGGUUUAUUUUUGUGCAGAGAGCAGCAAAGUGCAUCACAACAAAUAGAGAUGAACUAUGAUUGUCUUUUUUAUUACAGUAAAUUGAGGCCAAUCAAGUGUGGGGCUGGAUGCUGCAUUAACUUUUCCAAAUUAACCUGGCAGUGCAUCAUUCUGCAGGACUUCUGUAAUGUUCUGCUCUAUUUCUAAUGAUAAAAUGACCUUUAUUUUUUGGAUUUUUUGAAUUAACCACAUUUAAAUAAAAAACCAACAACAAAAAUAAACCAUCCAGUUAUUGGUUAGACCAGUCUGGGGUGGAUCAAGAAAGUAAAUACAAAAAGAAGGUCCUCUUUCCUGGACUAGUGUAUAUUUCUGUACAGUUUAAUUGUGAGCAACACCAAUGUUGGUGUUUGUUAAUAAUUAUCUGGAUAAUAAACCAGAUUAAACAGCCCCAGAACAGCCAGUUAGCUCAAAUUUGCCUUGUAGACUAAAUAAUUGGAAAAUGUUGAUAUCAGAUAACAUUCUUAGACCUAGAAUACCUCCUCUCAAGGGUCUCAAGGCAAUUACUUUGGUCCACAUUCAUUCCUGUCCAAAGAAAUCAAAGUGUGAAAACAAACCAGACUUAAAAGUGCAGGUGUGAAAACGCCCCCUUAAAUGUCUCUUCCAGCUGUUUUUCAUUGAUUUAUACUGUCAUAUCACUGGUAUUACAUUCAUAUCACACUACGUAAGUAAGAAUCAGAAGAUGAAGGUGUCUUGAAAUGUUGUUUCUGCACUGCACCUGUACUUAAUGUUUGAAGAUGAGGAGGAUGGUGUAGACAUCUCUAUUGACCUGCCAAUAAGUGGUAUUAGGGCUCUGCUUCUGUGCUAUAAAUGAUUCAGUAAUGUGUAUUUUUUGCAACCCAUUUCUAAAAAAAGUAAGAACAGCAAAGCAUUUAUCAUUUUGUUAUGUUGCUUUUUCUUCUCACAACACUUAAAAUACAUUAGCACUGAGAGUACCAAGCGGUAAUGUGUUAUGAGGGGUUAUUUUGUCCCAUUCUUCCUGCAAACACCUCUUAAAAUGUGCAUUUUUCUCUACUCCAUAUAUUCUCUACUGGGGACAGGUCAGCCCAGUGUACCCUCUAAUUUCACAGCCAAGCCUUUGCUAUUGCAACAUUUGUGCAGCAUGUGGUUUUGCACUGUCUUGUUAAAAAACACAUGGACAUCUCUAUGCACAGUUUGGUUAAAUCGAGCUGGAGCAUGGUUUUGCCCCCUCCCCACUCCCCGCUAACCUGCACUCACACUGCGUUUAAACAAUCCGUGCCCGAGCACGCUUACGUCAUUACUCGCUGCUCAGCAGGCUUGCUGUUGUUGUGCCGAGUUCAGCACCCGUGCCAUGAAAAGCACCCUCUCUCAAGAGUGCAUAACCACCUUUUUUUUCCCCAGAAAUAUUUUUAUUUGGUUUUCCAAAUACACCCCAAAGACAUUAUGUUAUAAUUAAGCACAAGUUGUGAUACACAUACAAAGAAAGCACACAAAUACAAAAAACACAAUAAGCCCUCAACUAAAGACUAACACAUACACAGCGAUAUUCCUUGUUACAAUGGCAGUGAGUUCAAAAUUUAAAGUUGCAUUUUUGGAUAGGGUUACACAGAACUGAAGAAGAAAAAGCUGCACAAUAUGUGGGGACAUCACAGUUAUCUUUCCUCUAUAUGGUCCAGAAUUGGUUGCCAUUUUUUUGCAAAAAACUUUAGUUACAGAUACACUGUGUUUUUGAUAAAUAAGAUAUAAGAGAUAAUCUAAGUCAAGUCAACAGUCAAGGUCAAGUUAUAAUAUAAUAUACUUAGAAAUACGCUCCAAAAGUCACGAUUAUCCUAGUCUUUUCCUUUUCCUGGUGGGGAUGCUGAAUUCGAAACAAACAAAAAGGACCUUUUGAUGGUCCAUGCCAGAUGCCGUUGAGCCCAGAGAAGUUGACACCUUUUCAGGACAUGGUUAACAUAAGGCUUUUGUUUUGCACAGAAUAAAAACAUACAGCAGAC